CUUCAUGACUUUACCACCCAGAAGCACGGGAGAUCCUAUAUUUAUAGGUUAAAUGCGAAACAAAAAUCUGGCUCCACGGUUGUUGUGCCGGGAAGCGGAGAGCGAACGCCACUUCCGAGGUAGUGACUACAAUUCCGAGUAGGCCACGCACACGCACGAAGGCGAUUCCCCUGCGUGCGCUCUGAUUGGUGGGGAGUGACGUCUGUCAGACUGCUGGUGGGCGGGCUGUUUCCGGCCUGAGGGUUGGAGCGCCUCUGAUGUCAGCGAGCUGAGAUGAGGAGGUAGGGUGGAGGGAGGAUUUACAGUGUCAGUGAGGCCCGCAGGGGAAGGUACGGCGUAGCUACACCAGUCAUGGAGCAGGAGUUCGCAGAGAUCGACAGAAACGGAAGCUGGUCGACGCUUUAUCAGUAUUUCCCAUUUUGCGAUUCCAGGAUAUCCGACAUCAAGCCAGUGACUUCCCCUGUAAAGUAGCCAAGCUUCCAGAAAAUAGAAAUCGGAACAGAUAUAGAGACGUCAGUCCAUUCGAUCACAGUCGAAUUAAGCUGCAGCAGGGUGAUAAUGAUUAUGUCAAUGCAAGCUUGAUUAAAAUGGAAGAGGCUCAAAGAAGUUACAUUUUGACUCAGGGACCUCUUCCAAAUACAUGUGGCCAUUUCUGGGAAAUGGUUUGGGAGCAAAAGUCUAGGGGAGUGGUCAUGCUGAACAGAUUAAUUGAAAAGGGAUCAGUAAAAUGUGCACAGUACUGGCCAAGUAAGGAAGAUGUGGACAUGAUAUUUCCAGACACUCAGUUCAAGUUAACAUUGAUUUCUGAAGAUGUAAAAUCAUACUACACAGUACGACAGUUGGAGGUUGAAAACCUUGCAACCAAAGAAACCAGGGAAAUUUUGCACUUUCAUUAUACCACAUGGCCUGAUUUUGGAGUUCCAGAAUCUCCUGCUUCAUUUCUUAACUUCCUUUUCAAAGUGAGGGAAUCUGGCUCGCUGAAUCCAGAGCAUGGACCCAUUACAGUCCAUUGCAGUGCAGGGAUAGGAAGAUCUGGCACUUUCUCACUGGUCGAUACAUGUCUUCUGCUGAUGGAUAAACGGAAAGAACCUUUAUCUGUGGAUGUUAAACAAGUUUUACUAGAGAUGAGAAAAUAUCGUAUGGGUCUCAUUCAAACAGCUGAUCAAAUGCGUUUCUCCUACAUGGCUAUUAUUGAAGGGGCAAAAUUCAUCAUGGGAGACCCCUCUGUACAAGAACAAUGGAAAGAGCUUUCCAAUGAAGACCUUGCACCACCACCAGAGCAUAGUCCUCCACCUCCGAGACCUCCAAAACGUGCAACAGAAACACCCAAUGGAAAAACGCCAGAUCAGAGGAUAUGUUUUACAGACCCAGAUGAGAGAACAUGUGAACAAAAAAUGGAAGAUAUCCCCGAUGGCAAAGUGAACCAACUUACAAAGUCGCAAGCAGAAAGUUCAGAACCAGAACUUCGGAAAAGGCACAUUGGAGAGAACGCAUCUCUGCCCAUACAGACAAGUGAACAGGAUAAUCCAGAAAGAAGUGAAAAGGACGAGGAGGUGGUGAAGGAGGAAAAUUCAUGGUUACUUUGGAAACCUUUUAUGGUUAAUGUAUGUGUACUCGCUGCUCUUACAGCUGGGGCUUACUUCUGCUAUAGGGCAUGCUUCCAUUGACAACUACCCUAGAGGAUAAUGUAUUAUACAGUAAAGCAUGUUUCAAAAAGCAAGAGGGUCCAUGUCUUAAGAAGCAAACAAUUUAUAAGACUGGAGCUUAUAAGGAUAAGAUGAUGAUGCACUAGGGUUUGUUAUAAUCCCUUGGUCCCAGGAGUAUAACAUUCAAAUCUCAGGGCCUUGAAUAUUCAGGAGAAAGCAGUAGAAAUGCCAAAUAAGGGUGGGUCAGGGUGUGUGUGUGUCUGUUUGUAUGUGUGUCUGUGUAGGGCCAGCUGGGGUGGUGGUGUACUUUGAGUUCUUUUAAUGUUCACCUUAGAGUUGUGUUCAAAAAAACAGACAUCCUUCAGCCCCAGUAUACUUAUUUCAUAAUUGCAAUGUUAAUGAUAAUUGUCAUUGGUUCAACUGGGGGGGAAAAUUCCAAUAUUAUAUUCUUGGGAAAUAAAAUGUAGCAUUUAUGUUAAACUUUUGCUUUCUUUACAGACACACUUCAAUAGUCAAAAAAUAUAUUUUUUCAUACCAUGUUUGGGCUUUGUCUGCUGUGAAAUUGCAUUAAUCUCAGCAAAGUUGUGACAUUACGUUGUUGCUUUUGUCAAAACAGUUCUGCUAAGAGGCUUCCACCACUGCUCAGGGUACUCUAGCAAAAUGGUUCUCGUCAACUGUUAACCAUUUUCUAUUAUACUUGCAAUAUUGCUUGCUCAAAGCAUUUGAAAGCAAAGUAAAUUAACUGGCUUCUAGUCUUUCCUUAUUUAGCUACCGUAAAAUAGGGAGGUGUAAUACAACAAAAUGCAAAUCAUUUCCACCAGCAUUUUUUACAGCUGCGCCACACAUAAAACUUAGACCAUCAAGUCUGCAACCAAGCAUUUUUCACUCCAUAUUUAUUUGUAACAGGUAUAGCUGCAUUUCACUUUUUUUUUAAACCAGUGUAUUGAAAGUAUAGCAUUUUUAAUCCGAGCUUUGUAUCAAGGGCUCAUAGAAAAGUAAAGUAAUAUACCUCAUGCCAGUACUGGAAGCUGAGCUCCACCUGCCCUGUAAAAUAUAGGGUGCCAGUACUUAAUCUGAGGAAAAAUUGUAAGUAGUCAGUAUAUAGUUCUGUUGUCUUGAGAAAAUAUGAAAAUUAGCCGUUUUUGGAUCAUGUAUAUCAAAAAUAUGGGGAAACUGAUAAUAUAUAAUAGUAGGAAAUAAGAGUGUGUAAGCUAUAGAAUUGCUUUGUUGAAUGAUUGUCAAUAGUCUGGAUGUCCAUUGUAUCCUGGCAGUUGGGUAUUAAACACCAAUCUGGUUGAAUGCAUGUAGAUUCCAGUACCAUCAUUAAAUAUGAAAUUGCUUGGAAGAUGAAAGAUGUACAUCCUAAUUACUACUGUGAACAUGAGUAGCAUAUGCUGAAAAUUAAUUGCAUGGUUAUUCUGGUUGGUAACGAUGCCAGUGGUUAUGAGACAGACACUGAAAAGUUAAAAUUUGUGAUUGAGUCCCAUGGUGGGUGUUUGUAUAAAAGCUAGAGUAUUUGUAUUUGAAUCUACCAUGGCAUGUGUGUAUUAGUGUAAUUGAGAUGUUUGCCACAUUUCAAGUACAUGAUGUGUAGUCCUGGCAUUCCUGAAUUGACCAUCAGGCUCGUUCACAUCUCACUUUUUAUUGUCUUAUGCAGACCAUAUUUCCACAAGUGUUGAAAUUUGGUGUACUAGAGGCAACCUUGAAGGUAAAUUUCUUCAGAUUUUUUUCAGUGACCUGCAAAUCGGAUUUCUCCCUCUAUUGUAUACAUUACCAAGUUUUUGGCUGAAACAUUGUGGUAAUGUUUCAAUUGGCUUAUUUCAAUCUUAAUCCUCAAUGUCGAAAUAUUACCACUCCAGCUUAAUGUGUGAGAAGUGAGCAGUGAAUGAACCCCGUGUUGCAGAAUUUUAAACUUAAAGACUCGUGUAUAAUGUUUUGUGUAUAUACAAUAAUGUUCAAAAAUAAGUGAUUUGGUAUACCUCUGAAAUGACAGACACUGCUAAAUAGCUGCUUUAAUGUAAACAAACUAUUAAGCUGCUCUGCUACAUGCCUUAAUUAAAAUUCUCCUUGGCUCUUGCUCUUUACAGAUGGUCAUACCAAUAAGAUAAUUGAACAGAUAAGUAAUUAGAUUGUGGUAUUAAACAUUUUGCACAUUUUGGUAUUAUGAACAGAUUGUGGACCAUUAAUAAAGUGUAAGUUUUCUACAAACAAAAACAUUUUGGUGAGCAUCAACUGUUCGGGAGUGUUUUAAUUGUAUGUUUUCUUUACAGUUGGAAAGGAAGUAUAGUGCACGAUAUAGCUUUUACUGCCAUUCAGUAGCAGCACUAUAUAAAUUCCCAAAUUCAUUGCCCCUCGUACUACUGUGCUUCUAGUAAGAUCUAAUAAAGCAGAGCAAAAGAUAUAGAGUUAUUCAGUAAUAUGCUUUGUAGUCUGAGUUGUUCCUAGCCACUUUUCUGUUGAUACUAAAAUCUGAUAAAUAGUGGGAGCUGAUCAGAAAAAUGGGUAUGGAAGUAUAUCUUGGCUUUAGUUUGGUGAUCAGUAUUUUUAACCCAAAAUUCAGUGGGGCCACCACUUCUGUGUGGUAAACAUUGUGGAAGCUGUAUAAUAAAAUCGUGCAUCAGCAUUCCUUUGAUAGAAUGGUAUUUUUAGUGUGAUAGGGUUCAUAUUCAUUAGACUGGGGUACCUAACCUAUUCAUUUCCUGAGGCUUUCAGAUGAAUGGAAACAAUUUUCCCAAACAUGAUGACUUAGUUUAUCACACUUUUUGUAUUCAUUCCAGUUGUUAAUCUGUAGAAGAUUGAUUUCAAUUUAGCUUCCCUGUGAAGUGGUACAUAAUUUACAUUAUCAAUGCAUGGAUUUCAAAUUGAGCUUUGUAUUGAAAUUAAAACUCUUACUUUCUCUCUGCUGAAUUAAACUUUUUGGUCAGUAGCAGCGGAAGUGACUUGUAACUCCAGAGUUUAACUUUCACAUCAACAAUCUAAUCAAGGAACAUUUUUGUAACAGAUACACUUUUGUUUAACAUAUAAUAUUCAGUUGCUCACUCUAUGUGCACACAGCUAACUGGAAGAUUAUUGUGCUGUUUAAAGUACAGGUGACUUGUAUGCCUUUCUUAACACUUGGAAAGCAUAUGUAGCUAUAUGUUUCUGACACAUGGUCUGGUAAAUGUGACCAGCUUCAGUUCAAGUUGACAGUAACAACAAUAUUGGAUAUCCUUUCAUUUAUGGGUGUUGCAUACAAUAGUAUUUUUUUCAAAUUAUAAUUAGUUUUUUUAUUUUUUAUUUUGUUAAAUGACUAUGGGAGGGAAAAUCUGUUCAGUAUUUUAUUUGUAUGGCCUUAAAGAUAAGACAGUUCUCAUGAUCAAUGUUAUUAAAAACUCUUGGUAGGAGCAGACAAAUGCAAAUGCUUUUAUUUCCUCUCUCGUUGUCUUCCCAGAAAUGUGAUUUUUUUUGUGUGUUUUAGAUGGUUAGCAACAAAUUCUAUAAGAUCACGCUAGUUUCCAUAAAUUUUCAGGGAUGUGUCUGACUUGACUGGAAUUAUUUUUGUUUUUAUUGAAUACUUUUGGACCAAAUAUGUACAACAAUUUUUUUUAGAAUGCCAACUCGUUUUUGAUGUGUGUGAUAUCUUGAGCACACAGUUUGUUUUUAUAAAAUUUCCAUGGAAUUCUAGGUUUUAAUUUAAAAUUACAAAUUAAUUGCUUGCACUAAGUGUUUAUCAACAGCAUAACUUCAAUCAAUUCAGUAGAACAAGAGUUUGAUCAUUGAAUGUUUCCUCCUAAGUGCAUUGUCAAUAACAUAGAUCCUAAAUGGCUUACUCCAAGGAUUAUGAAAUGCAAACUGUACACCAUUUUUACAGUCAGUUUAUUUUGUAAAUUACAGGUAAAGCACUUGGGAGUUAAAUGUUGCACUUUUCUGUACCUAAGAUCUUAAAAAAAAAUUGAGAUAUACUGAUUUUUUUUUACUUGAGCUGGUGUGAUCUUUUAACAUGUUCCUACUUGACUGUUUCACAUUUUUUAGCUUUUUUGUCACAAGUAGUAAACGGCUUUGUGUAUUUUACUUUUUGUAUAGUAUCUUGUAGACUAAGAAUAACUGUAUUGUUGCUAUUUUCUAGGCAGCAUUAGCUGUUCCUGCAUGUAUUAUGAUUUUCUACGGUUUUAUAUUGUUAAACCAUUUAUCUAAGAAGCAGGGUCUGGGGCUUUCAAGCAUUUACAGACUUUUGCAGAACCAUUUUCAAUUUUACAAGCUGGCUUACAAGUGCAUCACAAAUCAGCAUUUCAAAAUAAAAACAAUUUGAAAGUAAA
Pristis pectinata (smalltooth sawfish) is the source of this 5941-nucleotide messenger RNA. Its product is annotated as tyrosine-protein phosphatase non-receptor type 1-like. The record is from RefSeq and is a predicted model, not a curated record. NCBI's taxonomy places the organism in Eukaryota, Metazoa, Chordata, Chondrichthyes, Rhinopristiformes, Pristidae. Gene Ontology annotation, molecular function: protein tyrosine phosphatase activity. The transcript is spliced from 9 exons. The coding region runs from base 588 to 1667 and encodes 359 amino acids. Gene Ontology annotation, biological process: protein dephosphorylation.